Messenger RNA from Solanum stenotomum, 426 nucleotides. RefSeq lists its product as uncharacterized. The record is from RefSeq and is a predicted model, not a curated record. Bases 1 to 426 code for a protein of 141 amino acids. The transcript has a single exon. NCBI's taxonomy places the organism in Eukaryota, Viridiplantae, Streptophyta, Magnoliopsida, Solanales, Solanaceae.
AUGUUAGUAAUCGGUAUUGUGUUCAUUGUGUUGUCUUCUGUGUUUUUCAUAACAUGUAAUUUAUUAUGCUGCCUAUGCGCGGGCCGAGGUGGAGGUAGGACGAAGAAGCUAUCAAACAUCGAAAAAGGUACGAAAAAGACCACCACUAGCAUCGGUAGCCGUGCCACACGAGAUGGGAAUAUGGUUGUUUUGGCUGGAGCGGGUGGUGCGGUAGUUGGCACGGCUAUAGCUAGUGGUGUCAUGACUAGUAACGAUAAACGUGAUUGUGAUAAUAAGGGUGGUAAUAGUAAUAUUAGUGGUGGUUGUGGGGUUGUAGUUGGAGGUGGUGGUAUGGAUAAUUCGGGUACAAAUCACGGGUGUUGUUGUGGCGGUGGUGGUGGUGAUGGUGGUGGUUGCGGUGGUGGUUGUGGUGGAUGUGGAGGUUAG